Molecule: messenger RNA, 1443 nt
Organism: Zootoca vivipara (common lizard)
Lineage: Eukaryota; Metazoa; Chordata; Lepidosauria; Squamata; Lacertidae
Source: RefSeq, a predicted model, not a curated record
UCGAAAGGAACUGAAUAAAACCGAAGACUGUGUUUCCCAAAGGCCACUGCGGCGAGGAUUCUGAGCUACGGGUCGCGAGAAGGGGCAAAACGCGCUCACCUGGUGCUGUCCGACUCCCUUUGGCUGCGCGUACCGGUGUUCAGGUGGACGGGCUGAUGCGGGAGGGAGGAGGAAGAGGAUGGAGGAGAAGGCCCCGCGCAGCGUGAGCAGCUCCAGCACCUCCAAGCCCUACUUGGAGAAGCUCACCCUGGGCGUCACUCGCAUCCUAGAAGCUUCUCCAGGAGUUACUGAGGUGACAUUUGUGGAGAAGGUGCCAGUCGAGCGCCAUGCCAUUAUAUUAUGGGAACAGAAGAAUGCCUGCGUCUUGCCCGAGGAUUUAAAGAAUUUCUACCUGAUGACGGAUGGCUUCCACAUGACUUGGAGUGUAAAGUUUGACGACAACCCGAUGCCCCUUGGCUCCAUGACCAUCAACAGCAUCUCCAAGUUAAACCGAGUCAGAGCGUCGCCCGUCUAUGCCUUGCCCAAUGCCCCCACGCUGGCUGACUUGGAGGACACGGAUGACGAAGAAGGUAACGGGGGUCAGCCGGAGAAACCUCACUUGGACUCGCGGAGCCUGGUGUUUGAGCUGGACCCGUGUGGAGGGAAUGGGAAGGUCUGCCUCGUGUACAAGAACACCAAGCCAGUUGUUGCCCCGGAUUCCGAGAUCUGGUUUCUGGACAGAGCUCUCUACUGGCAUUUCCUCACCAAAACCUUCACCGCUUACUACCGGCUCCUGAUCACCCACCUGGGACUGCCACAUUGGCAGUACGCCUUCACCAGCUAUGGCAUCAGCCCCCAGGCUAAGCAAUGGUUCAACAUGUACAAGCCCAUCACAGUCAACACGGAGCAGCUCUCUGAGGAGGCUGAUUCCUUCGUGAACAAGCUGGACCCAAACAAGGUCUUCCGCAGCAAAAGCAAAACUCCAGUGAUGAAGAAGAAGCUGCCGUCCCAGGCGCCCUCCUCUCAGAAGGGCCAGGCGGGGCCAGCCCCCAAGAAUCCGCAGCAGGCCGGCAGCUCCUCAAGGAGACGGGAACCCCAGCCCUGACUGAUCUUUGCCCUUUGACCCUGCACUGCCCCACCGUGACUUGGGUCCACCCCCCCGAAAAGUCCUCCCAGUUUGUGACUGGUGGAGCAUCGAACGGGACCAAGAUGUAUUUAUCUAAAAGUAUUUAUUUAAAAGACUUUAGGCUCCGGUUGAAUUUCCUUUGUGCCAAACGCGACCAGUGGGCUCAGGUUUGACAUGGGGGGGUCCCUCCUUGGAGUGAAUGUUGCUAAUAAUCGUGCUAAUAAUUAUUAUUUUAUUAUUUAUACCCAGCCCAUCUGGCUGGGUUUCCCCAGCCACUCUGGAAGGCUUACAGCACAUAUAAAAAUAUAAUGAAACAUCAAACAUUAAAAGCUUCCUGA